AUGAAGACACAGGUAUUUGUAAUUUUGGUCUCGAUAGCUGUGUUUUAUUUCACUCAAAAGUUUAGCUCGAAAAGUUAUAGUGUUAAAUACCACGACAUGUCAGUUGCAAAAUUCGUGAAAAAUCCUAAUCCUUUUCCUACCUUUUUCCUUAGCCAUGGGGGACCAACUUUCAUGUAUGAAGAUGAUGAAUUUGGUAAUAAAGGUGCUUGGAACAUAACAAGAACCUUAGGUCAGACUAUCAAAAAUAAGUGGAAACCUGAUUAUAUAAUUGUUGUUUCGGCACAUUGGCAAUCAAGUGGACGCAAUUCGGUUGAAAUUGCUGUUCCAUCAGACGGCGAGGACCAGAAUGCUUUAAUUUAUGACUUUUAUGGUUUUCCUGACUAUAUGUAUAAAGAAAAAUUCCGUACGAAAUGUUCUAAAUUCCUUGCUAACGACGUUAAAGAGCAUUUAAAAGCUGGUGGCUUUCAUACAACUCUAUCUAAAAGAGGAAUCGAUCAUGGAGUAUGGGUUCCGUUGAAAGUCGCUUUUUCAGAGGAUUCCUCAGUUAAGGAACCGGAAGCAAUUAACAAAUUGGACUUACCUGAUACUUCGUUAAUCCAAGUAUCUCUUACUUACACCGAUGAUUUUGAAACGAACUUCAGACUAGGUGAAUUGCUCAGCAAUUAUACAAACAACCUAUUAUGGGAUGAAAAAAGGGGAAAAUAUUUGAAAGGUUUGAUCAUAUGUUCUGGUAUGUCGGUUCAUAACUUGAGAGAUUUGGGGAUUGCUUUCCUGAAACCCGGCCACGUCAUGCCAUAUGUCAGGCCGUUCAACUCCAUUUUAACGGAGACGUUAUACAAUUCUCCUAAUGUGCUAGCAGGGUUACAAGAAUUAAGAAGAAAACAUAACUCUUUGAUGUUUCAGGCGCAUCCUACCUUGGAGCAUUUUCUUCCAAUCGUUGUUGCCAGCGGUAUCCACAAUGAAUGUGGUGGAUCUAUUAAGGAAUUGUACACAGACUCUCAGGCAAGUUUGGGCUGGAACAUAUACCAAUUUGGAGAUGACUACAUUUGUGAAACUCGUAAGUUAUAG
This is a messenger RNA of Priceomyces carsonii, 1068 nucleotides long. RefSeq lists its product as uncharacterized. The transcript has a single exon. Lineage: Eukaryota; Fungi; Ascomycota; Pichiomycetes; Serinales; Debaryomycetaceae. Gene Ontology annotation, molecular function: oxidoreductase activity, acting on single donors with incorporation of molecular oxygen; ferrous iron binding; zinc ion binding. Bases 1 to 1068 code for a protein of 355 amino acids. The record is from RefSeq and is a predicted model, not a curated record.